Messenger RNA from Paramacrobiotus metropolitanus, 894 nucleotides. RefSeq lists its product as uncharacterized. The record is from RefSeq and is a predicted model, not a curated record. The transcript is spliced from 2 exons. Bases 238 to 675 code for a protein of 145 amino acids. NCBI's taxonomy places the organism in Eukaryota, Metazoa, Tardigrada, Eutardigrada, Parachela, Macrobiotidae.
GCGAAACCGACAACCAGAAGUACUAAAACAAAUUUUCCACCGCAAAACAGAACUGUUGUCACUAAUUUAGCAAAAGUUCAUGUACACUGUUUCCAAUUAUCGCACGAAGUUGUCUGACUGAUAUUUUCUGGUGCAACUGGGCUGACAAUAAAUGGUUACUACAAAUUAUCAACAACUUCCAAUUUAUUAUUCCUGUUAAUUUUUUCUUCGAAAUAUUAUGGAAUAUUCUAGAGUACCAUGAAAAGUGUGGCCGUGCUUAUGAUAUUCAUCUGCGAAACGUUUGCUAUGCCCUAUAAUUUCAACUUUAAUCCCGGAUCCAAUGUCGGUUACGGUGGUGGCGUAUCGUUUACGGCCAACCUGAAACCAUUCGACACCCAGAAUCCCAUCGAUUACGCUUUCGGUGUAGCGUUUGGGUAUGGAAUGGAUGUUGCGGGGCAUAAACUGUCAGACACCUUUGCGACUAACGGGGCCAUGGGGCGCGCCCUGGGGCGGAGCUAUGGUUUUGGCGGGGCAAUGGAUGGUUUCGCGUACGGUGGCGGUAACACGGAUACCCUCCUGACCGGUACACCGGGACUGAGUAAUGCCUAUACCAACAACAUUGCCUUUUCCAAUCAAAUAGGAAAUGGCGCCGGAUCGGGCAACGCUAUCGGUCGCGUUGUGGGCUUUGCGAAAUAAGCCAUUUAAUCCAAAGGUCAUUUUGUUUCUGUACAAACACUGCAUUCAAAUUGUUUAUUUCCGGUAUAUGAUGUUGUUUAUAUUGACACAGAGCAUCAGAACUGUACGAUUACUUUACUUUUUAAAGAUCUCGUGUGUGUGUUGCAUAUUUGAAACUACGUUCUGUUUUCGUCCUAUUUGCAUCUUUAUGGAAUAAAACUGCUUUUAACUCAUAAUACA